This is a messenger RNA of Microplitis demolitor, 1480 nucleotides long. RefSeq names its product pancreatic triacylglycerol lipase. Gene Ontology annotation, biological process: lipid metabolic process. Lineage: Eukaryota; Metazoa; Arthropoda; Insecta; Hymenoptera; Braconidae. Bases 158 to 1462 code for a protein of 434 amino acids. The transcript is spliced from 5 exons. The record is from RefSeq and is a predicted model, not a curated record. Gene Ontology annotation, molecular function: lipase activity.
UUUACACGACUCAUGAUACAUCAGAGAGUGCUUUACGAUCGAAAAUUUUUUUUUCGCCUUCAGCAACUAUUUCGACCUAAUUACUUUGAUCACUACAUAUUAGUAUAGAGUAGAAAACAUUUAUUUCAACAGACAAAUAAAUUUUAGACGCAUCAAAAUGAAGUUGUAUUUAUUAAUAUUAUUGUUUUUUGUACUCAAUAAUUUAAAAGUCAGUAUCAGUAGCAACCAGACAAAUAUUUAUAAUCAUAACAACACCAAGGCCGUCAAUGGAACCGUGACUGAGCGUAAAAUAUUUCCGGUAUGGCCGAAUGGUACAAAAAUCAGUUUUCCCGCGACAGUUUAUAAAAGAUUAUUUAAAGGCGGGGAAGUUGAUUGUUUCGGACUCGGGUCAACGAUAGCCAUCGCACUCGACUGGGUAUUCCAACCUGGUAGUUCACAUACUCACGAGUUGGAUAUUCAAUUUACGUUAACGUCAAGAAAAAAACCUCAUCGAGUUCACGUUUUAACGGGAAAUCAAUUUGGGCUUGAGUGGACGGACUUUAAAAUUGAACGUAAGACAGUUAUCAUCGUCCAUGGAUUUUUAUCUGAUGGAGAGAUGUCCUGGAUACGAGAAAUGGACGAAGCGUAUCGUCUAUUGGAGGAUGUUAACGUGGUGACUGUAGAUUGGAGUGCCCAUGGUAACACCUGGAAUUAUUAUAAAGCUGCCGUACAUACAAGAUUUGUAGGUCGCGAGAUAGCCAAACUUUUAUCCCACAUCGUAAAUGCUACGGAGGCAGAGUCUCCAGGGUCUUCAAAAAGUAGCUGGGGUCCAAUACACAUGAUCGGACACAGCCUGGGCGCGCAUAUCUGCGGAGUAGCAGCCGAUGAAUUCAAAAAAAUAACAUCGGCAUGGAGAAUUACGCGUAUAACUGGACUGGAUCCAGCUCAGCCGUGUUUUACAAACAGCAGUCUCUCACUAGACGUCACCGAUGCUCCUUUCGUUGAUAUAAUUCACACAAACGGGCAACUGAUGUCUCGACUCGGUCUAGGUCUUCCUCAACCGAUCGGCCACGUAGACUUUUACCCCAACGGAGGUAAAGCUCAGCCCGGGUGUGUCAGAAACUAUGGAUCGUCACUUAAUUUUCUUAAUCUUCCAAAACACGUGAUAAACGAAGCAAUUUGUAGUCACGGCCGCUCAUAUGUUUAUUUCACCGAGUCAAUAAACGCAGCGUUGUUGAAAGAUGGAUCAUUUUGGGCCCACACGUGGGACGGAUCAUACAGGAGAGCUGUAAAGUCGCUGAAUGAAACCUGCGAUUCAAAUACCUGCAGCGAAAUGGGAAUAAAUGCACCCAAUUAUUCAACUCGCGGCUCAUUUUUCGUCGUCACUUCCAGCUCGAAGCCUUUCUACUAUAUCGAUGCCAGAGAUUUGUCCCAUUUAGCGGAACAACUGCAGAAUGAUUUCAGAGAUGAGUAUCUAGAUUAAAUGAAUUUAAUUCUGCUU